AUGCCGCCCGUGCCUGACGUCGGUCACCACAGUUAUGAGCCCAGCUUACCACAUCACCCCUUUCUACUGUUAACCAGACGAAGGAUAUCGUCGCAGAUAUCUGUUCUCACGAGCACGACAAGGCUAACCUGCCGCCGGGACUUCCCCGUUUGGUACGACGCUCUCUACGCCGAAGCCGACGCAGCAGACGUCUGGGAUCUCAUAGACCCAGACGACACUACGUCUCCGUCAGACCCAAGAGAGGACGAUGAAGAACUCUCGAUCGAAUCAUGGAUCACGCAGCAGAACGAAAAGCAGCGUAGAACCUAUGAUCGGAAGCGGAAAGCCUACGAUUCGAUUCUCCAGCAUAGGGCAGAAGCGAGUGACGAUACAGGGGAAGAACUCCAGGAGCCUGUAGCACAACCAACUCUCACGCAAAACACGCCCGGGAUCUUUGAAAGAUAUACGAACUACCUCGCUUCAAAAUCAGGCCGCGACGUCCUCAAAACUCGUCGGGAGCGGGACUUCGACUCUAUUCAGCGUUGGGUUAAGGAAACGGUCGACAAGGACAUCCUCUACGCUGCGAGAUCGGAGAUCCUAGCGAACAACCAACGUUCACUCCGUGCUCUUAUUCAGUACCUUCGGAAACGCUACGCUCCAAGCAAAUCAAGCAGUCAAACUACAGUUCGCGAAGAGUACCUUCUCCUCCUGGAAAAGGCCAACACAAGCGUAAACCCCCAGACCUGGCUAAGAGACUUCCAUCGAGUACUGCUCCGCGCGCUUCGAUUCAGAAUACCGGAAAGCCAGGGAACGCUCGCUUCGAAAACUUUUCUUCGAGCGGUGGGACACCGUUUUGCCCCCUCCUGGGCGACCUCCGAGCUCACUGAAAUUGUCAAAAUGGAGCGCAAGGGGGACCGCAUCCCUACUGUAAGUGAAUACAGGGAUAUGCUGGAGGACUUGCUGUAUGAGGACACCCUAUACGACAAAAAUCGGGGUAAAACAAGCGGUGUGUACGCUACCCUUGCCGGUCGCCCGAGCGAAGCAAUCUCAGAUGGAAAAAGCGGUUCGAAAGGAAAAGGCAAAUCCGAAGCGUGCCCCUGCAACAAACCCCACAACGCAAACCCCCUGGAGUGCACCCGCGUGGAGUACGCCCUUACCGGGCGAAUCAAGCCUUCCCAGGACAAACUAUCGAGGGACGAGUGCAAGGAGAUUCGAAAGCGUAUCAAUCAGUCCGAGAACUAUGAUCUCCGAGCCGAAUUAGCUCGGAAAGGCUGGAUCUGGGCGACGGAACCUCCCAGCUUCCGAAACCCAGCGCCGCCUCGCAAUAGGUCGUCAGGAAAUACCGGCUCUAAAGCGAAAUCGCAGCAAGAGGAGAAUGAGUCAGAGGUGACACUGAAGAGAAAUAUCCACGCAGUAACGAUCAGCCGUGAACUUCUCCGGGAAAUUUCGGACGACUUCGACUCGGACUACGACCAACCAAACGUAUUUGCAACCCCACUGACGGGACCCCAUGUUCUGUCACGAAGCACGGUUCUCGACAACUGCGGAGCUACGCACCUUGUUAACAACCUUGACUUGCUUGAAUCGUCUUCUAUUAAAACGUGCAUCGGCGACGAGAGAGUCGACUCAGGAACUGCUUCGUACCCAAUCCUAGCAAAGGGAACGUGGAUCUUGCCAAAAGCACUAAAUGGCCCUGAUGGAGACCUCACAGCAGACCUUACGCUCCAUAACGUUGGAUACGUAGAGAACUUUCACGGAACGUACAAAAACAGCGUGGUAGUCAAGCAUCUUGUUAGGAAGAUGAACAUUACUUUCUUCGAAUAUAAGACCGGUUCCCAGUAUAUUGCUCAGAAGCGAAUUACCUCGAGUAACGCAGGAAUCGUGAACCAUUUGGUGCUUGCACUACAGGAUCCCGCUCGACUCUCGCUUCGUAAACCACCUGAUAGGGUCUCAUGGGAUCUCUUCGACUACCCGACAAGCUUUGACAAGAACCGCUGGCUCUUAGUGAUCAAAGACGAAUAUACCGGUCGUCUUUUCGCGUUUCCGCGCCAUAACGGGAUUGAAAUCGAAGAGACACCCCCCUACACCAAGGAACCCAAUGGCGGAGGCGAACGAGCGGGCCAGGAAUUAAUAACCCGAGCGAUAAAGAUGCUCAGCGCAGCGGGCCUGCCAACUACUCUCUGGGUGGAAGCAGUCAUGGCAGCCGCCUACCUGUACAAUAUGUCACCACGGAAGCGAAGAGCUUGGCUCUCACCAAUUCAAAUCUCGGAACCUCCGGCUACGGCGAACCCAGGACUCCAAUUCCUCGGACUCGCAAAACCAAGCGAACUCGUAUUUUCACUUGAAGAGCAGCCCCUGCCACCUGCCUUCGCGCCGUCGACCGUAAUCUCAGAAGAGACAACGGUAAAACGCUCCGCGGUUAACAGCCGACGCGAAGAGGGCCUGCUCACCCCGGAACCGACCCCUGAGCCGGCCGCAGCGCCGGAGGGGACGGACGGGCAAACGACCGGCCAACAAAGCUCCGAAGCGAUGGACGCCGGCGUUCCCGACCCGGGGCACGAAGCCCUCUCUGAGGCGGUCGAAGACGUGAUAUACGUCAAGACCAACAACGAACCUCCACGAGAACCGGCCGUGGAGGCCGACUCGAGUAAUGAUCUCGGGGGUGACUCCCCAACUCACCCGGUGCGGCCACACUCGGAUAAUAGGAACGGGCGCGAACCCGAGAUAAAGACCAAGCGGGUGUACAACCGCAAGGACUACGGCCAACAACAGGGCAAACCGAGACGAUCACCUCGCUUCGCCCAACACUUCGCAUUCCUACAAACGGAACAGCGGUCACUCCACAGCGAGUGA
Colletotrichum truncatum is the source of this 2832-nucleotide messenger RNA. NCBI's taxonomy places the organism in Eukaryota, Fungi, Ascomycota, Sordariomycetes, Glomerellales, Glomerellaceae. The record is from RefSeq and is a predicted model, not a curated record.